Messenger RNA from Medicago truncatula (barrel medic), 2332 nucleotides. RefSeq names its product protein PSK SIMULATOR 1. The transcript has a single exon. Gene Ontology annotation, biological process: positive regulation of growth. Lineage: Eukaryota; Viridiplantae; Streptophyta; Magnoliopsida; Fabales; Fabaceae. The record is from RefSeq and is a predicted model, not a curated record. The coding region runs from base 393 to 2132 and encodes 579 amino acids.
UUUUUUAAUUGAAAAGUCCUUUUACUUUCAAAAAUUCUGAAUCUCCUUUUUGAAAUGUAGAACAAGAGACAAAGAACACAUCACAACCUUAACCUUUUCCCUCCACUUUCUUUCUGUCUCUUCUUCUCAUUGCUAUUGCUAUGCCACUUUUUGACUUCUUCAAUUUUUAUUCUAUUUGCACCCUUUUGUUUUUCUUACACCCCCUAAAAAAAUUCAUCUCAAAAACCCCCUUUUUUACCAUGAAAGUUUGGAUUUUUAGCAAGUUUUUGUGAUCUUCUCCUUCUUCCCUUUAAUGGGUUUGAUCUUCUUUAGGUAAAUUCUGUUUUUUUAGAAAGUUUCACUUUUGGGCUGUUGCAGAAGGAAAAUUUGGUGAAAGUAGUAGCUAACUAGCUAUGGUUGCUGAAGCUUGGAUUUUGAAGAUGGGUAACCAAGUAAGUGCAAAUAUUAAACAAGCCCUUUUGCUUGAAACUUCUUCUACUAGUAGAAAACAUGGUCCUAAAAGGAAAGAGAAUAAGAAAGUAGAAACUAUAGGUAUUCUUUCUUUUGAAGUAGCUAAUGUAAUGUCCAAAACCAUUCAACUUUAUAAAUCAUUGUCUGAAUCUGAGAUAACAAAGUUAAGGAAUGAGAUCUUGAACUCAGAGGGUGUUAGGAACUUGGUUUCUUCAGAAGAGGGUUAUUUAUUCGAGCUUGUUCGACGUGAGAAGCUCGAGGAAUUGAACCGUGUUGCUGGUGUGGUUUCUAGGUUAGGGAAGAAGUGUUCUGUGCCUGCUUUGCAAGGGUUUGAGCAUGUCUAUGGUGAUAUUGUUAGUGGUGUUAUAGAUGUGAAUGAAUUGGGGUUUUUAGUUAAGCAUAUGGAAGGAAUGGUGAGGAAAAUGGAUAGGUAUGUGAGUGCUACUAGGAGUUUGUAUAGUAAAAUGGGGGGUUUGAAUGAGUUGGAGCAAACAGUGAAGAAGUUUCAGAAUAAUAGUCAGAAUGAGGAGAGUAGAAGGGGGUUUGAGCAGAGGCUUGUAUGGCAGAAGCAAGAUGUGAGGCAGCUUAAGGAGAUUUCACUUUGGAAUCAGACUUUUGAUAAGGUUGUUGAGUUGUUGGCCAGGACAGUUUGUACCUUGUAUGCAAGAAUCUGCAUGGUCUUUGGUGAUUCUACUGUGAGGAAGGAUGGCCUUGGGAUUGGUAACUGUGAAGGUUCGCCACUCGUGCAAAAUGAAUGUGGUUCGGCGUCUAGCUUGAUUAAUGUUGAGGUGAAUUUGUCGGAGAAGUUGAAACGCAGUCAUAGCAAGAAAACUGGUUACAAUUUGAGUUCAAUUGGGGGAAAUGGUAGUAGUAGGUCUCAUAUAGAUAUGAAGAGAGGUGAGUUAGCAUAUGUUCAACUUGAAGAUUUUGGUUUUCCUUGUGGAACAAGUCCUGGGAGACUUUUCAUGGAAUGUCUGAGUUUAAGUAGCUCAGUUUCAAAAUUCGACGAUUUCGAUGAUGUUGCUAUCGAUCGCGAGGACCAUUACAGUUGUGUAUCAAGCUCUCAAAGUCCUAUUGGGAUUGGAAAUAUUGUCAAGAAAAAGGAGCACUUAUGCUCAACCUUUGGUGCAAAUAGUGGAUUAGCUGUUGUUUAUGCUCCUCCUUCAACUCUUGGAGGAUGUGCACUUGCAUUGCAUUAUGCUAAUAUCAUUAUUGUCAUUGAGAAAGUACUUAGCUUUCCACAUUUAAUUGGUGAGGAAGCUAGAGAUGAUCUAUAUAAGAUGCUGCCAACUAGCUUAAGGUUAUCUUUGAAGGCCAAACUUAAGACAUAUGUCAAGAAUUUGGCCAUAUAUGAUGCCCCUCUUGCACAUGACUGGAAGGCGACUCUUGACGGGAUACUUCGGUGGCUUGCUCCGCUUGCUCAUAAUAUGAUGAAAUGGCAAAGUGAGAGGAAUUUUGAGCAACGUGGAAUAGUUAGCAGGACGAAUGUGCUACUAUUUCAGACAUUAUACUUUGCUGAUAAGAUAAAGACAGAGGAAGCUAUAUGUGAACUUCUUAAAGGAUUGAACUAUAUAUGUCGUUAUGAACAACAACAAAACGCAUUACUGGGUUGUGCAAGCAGUUUCAAUUUGGAAGAUUGCAUGAAAUGGAAAUUGCAGUGCGGUGAUUCGUUACUCGAUUGAACUCAUUCUAGAUAUUGUAAUCCUCAGUGUGGUGAGCAUUUCCUUAAUUUAUCGUACCAUUCAAAAGUAUCAUUUUGACACCACAGUGGAUUAGUUUGUACAUUAAUCGAGGAUUAAUUUUGUUGAAUGUUUGAAAAGCGUAGUAGCAUUUUGGUUGCAAUUUGGUUUAUAAAAAUAUAUAAGCUAUAUUUUUUAUAAAA